Molecule: messenger RNA, 7482 nt
Organism: Pyrus x bretschneideri (Chinese white pear)
Lineage: Eukaryota; Viridiplantae; Streptophyta; Magnoliopsida; Rosales; Rosaceae
Product: TMV resistance protein N-like
Exons: 5
Coding region: 485-4117 (1210 amino acids)
Biological process (GO): signal transduction; defense response
Molecular function (GO): protein binding; ADP binding
Source: RefSeq, a predicted model, not a curated record
ACGAUUUUUCACUACUAAAGCGAGAAAGAAGGUUUUCACCAAAUCUAAUAGUACUUUUUAGUCCCUGCGCCUUCAAGCUUGAGGUCACAAACCAGUAAUCUUCUGGGUCAAUGUAGUUUUACUCCUCCUUCAGCUCAAUCAUGCAGUCAGCCGUGCUCUUCCAUUAACCCAUUGGCCCAGCUUGGCUUUUGCCACCAACAACCGGAUAGUUAUGAAUGCCAAUUGCCAAGUUUGGUGACUUAUUACACCAUGCCUACCAACCGUUCGAUGAAAUUCCUCUUAGAAGCCUUGGGUCUGGAAACCCUGUUUUUCUUUCGCUGUACGCACUACCCACAAUUUGGCCAGCUGAAAAUAACGUUUUAACAACUGAAGUAGCGUUGACACCGAAAGUCUUCGGCAAUGUCGCGUUUGUUUUGUCAAGAACUUUGGAAAUUGCUAAACCCGAUUUGCAGAUUUUGUCCAAACUAACCCUCACAGUCCUUCAAUGAUCCCCCAAGCAGGCGUUUCUUCUUCUUCUUCGCCGACGCCGCUGUGGACGUACGAUGUGUUCCUCAGUUUCAGAGGCACAGACACCCGCACAAGUUUUACUGACCACCUCUAUGCCGCGCUGACUCGAAAGGGAAUUAUCACAUUCAGGGAUGAUGAGAAACUCAAAAAAGGAAGUUCCAUCACGGAACUCUACAAUGCAGUUGAAGAAUCAAGGUGUGUCAUUGCCAUUCUUUCGAGCAAUUAUGCCGACUCAACUUGGUGUAUGGAAGAGCUUGCAACGGCUGUUGAGUGCAGGAGAGUAAUGGGACAGAUACUAGUCCCGAUUUUCUAUCACGUACAUCCAUCCGAGCUGCGAAACCAAACAGGGAAUUUCGGGAAAGCGUUUUGUAAGCUUGAGGAACGAGCCGUUAAAGGUAAUUUAGAAAAAGUACGGAGGUGGAGAGCUGCACUUGUAGAGGUAGCUGACCUCUCUGGAUUCCAUUUGGACGGGUUUGAAUCAGAACUUAUUCAAACUAUUGUCGAAAAUAUUUCCACCAAAUUGAAUCAAACAAUCUCCAGUGUAUUUACGGAUUUAGUUGGGAUGGAUUCUCGCGUAAAAGAAAUGCUUUCGGACUUAGAGAUGGGGCGGAAUAAUGUACACAUCAUAGGGAUUUGGGGGAUGGGGGGCAUCGGAAAGACAACUAUUGCCCAUGUAGUUUCUGAAAGGAUACGUGCUCAGUUUGAAGCUUACAGCUUUCUUGCCAAUGUUAGAGAGGUAAGUGAAAAACAAGGUCUAGUUCAUUUACAAAAGAAACUUCUUUCUGAUAUAUUGCUGGAAAGUAAUGUAAGGAUGCACAACACUCAUACAGGAAGCAGUAUAAUAAGGGAAAGACUACAAACUAAAAAAGUUCUUAUCAUUCUUGAUGAUGUGGAUCGGUUAGAACAAUUGAAGGCAUUGUGUGACCAUAGUUGGUUUGGUCAAGGGAGUAGAAUCAUAAUAACCUCAAGAGAUAAAGAUGUAUUGGUCAAAGGUGGAGUGGACAGAAUAAAUCAAGUUAAGGCGUUAACUAACAAUGAAGCUCUUCAGCUCUUUAAUUGGAAAGCCUUUAGGAGUGACCAGGUUGGAGAAGAUUUUUUCCAGCUAUCCAAGAAUUUUGUUAAAAAUGCUUAUGGCCUCCCAUUAGCCAUUGAAGUUUCAGGUUCAUCCCUCUUUCGUAGAAGUGUUGAAGAAUGGUCAAGUGCAUUGUUAAGGCUAGAAAGAAAGCCUGUUGAAAUGCUUUUUGAUGUACUUAAAGUAAGUUUUGAUGGAUUACAGGAAAUAGAAAAGAAAAUAUUUUUGGACAUUGCGUGUUUCUUUAAAGGAGAGGACGAAUAUCGUAUAAAAAGAAUACUAGAAAGUCGUUAUGGCCACUGUCCAAUCAUUCAUUUUAAAGUUCUCACUGAAAAAUGUCUUCUAACUACAUUCGGAGGAAAAUUGUGGAUGCAUGAUUUGAUAGAACAAUUGGGGUGGGAAAUUGUUAGUCGGGAGCAUCCUGAGGCAGGCAAGCGUAGCAGGUUGUGGCUUCCCAAAGAUAUUUUCCCUGUGCUUGUACAUAAUAGGGGAACAACUUCGGUGCAAGGUGUAUUCCUGAAUUUUGAAAAAGAACAGGAGAUUAGGGUUAAUGAUCCUUUUUCGGAAAUGAAGAACUUAAAAUAUCUCAAAAUUUGGAAAGGAAACAUUUCUGGGAACACCAAAUAUCUUUCUAAUGAGUUGGCGCUUUUGGAAUGGCAUGAAUGUCCUUUAAAUUCUUUGCCAUCAGGAUUUGAAUCAGAUAAGCUUGUCGAACUCAAGAUACAUUCAAGUUGCAUCAAACAGCUAUGGACGGGGAAAAAGUGUUGGAGCAGGCUAACUUUCAUUGAUAUGAGUGACUCCCAGUACUUGAUCAAGACCCCAGACUUUACUGGGGUUCCAAAUCUUGAGAUUUUGGUGCUUCAAGGUUGUGCAAGAUUGGUUGAGGUUCACCCAACCAUUGGAGGUCUCAGAAACCUUAUUUCAUUGAAUAUGAGAAACUGCAAAUCUGUUGAGAGCCUUCCACCUUUCAAAAGUUUGAAAUCUCUUAAAAGUCUUACUCUGUCCGCUUGUUCAAGACUCAAGAAGUUUCCUGAAGUUGAAGGAAAUAUGAAAUGCUUGUUGAGAGUCUAUUUGGAUGAGACUGCUAUAGAGGAAUUGCCUACAUCAAUUCAACAUUUGACGAGUCUUACCUUCUUGAACUUAAGAGACUGCAAAAACCUUUUGUCUCUUCCGAAUACCAUUCAAUAUUUGACAUCUCUGAAAAGCCUCAUUUUAGCUGGUUGCUCAAAAUUUGAUGAGAUACCUGAGAAUCUGAAUUGUGUGGAAUGCCUAGAGGAGCUUGAUAUAAGUGGAACUGCUAUAAGAGAAUCACCGUCUGUUGUAGGUAUGUUGAAUCUAAAAUAUCUAUCCUUCCGGGGAUGUCGAGAUCUGCCUUCAAAUUCGUGGCACUCGCUCUUUAAUUGUUGGUGGUGCAGAAAGAGCUAUGUCCCCACCAGUUUGUUGUUGCUAACCUCAUUCUCCAGUUUAACUUCUUUGACAGAGCUAGACUUAAGUUAUUGCAAUUUAAUAGAUGGAGCAAUUCCCCAAGAUUUUGGUGACUUAAUCUCCUUAAGAAAAUUAAAUUUGAGUGGCAAUAAUUUUGUUCGGCUACCAGAAAGCAUCUGUCAACUCUCCAAGCUUGAAUCUCUCAACUUGAGCAAUUGUCGAAGGCUUCAGUUGCUUCCUGAACUACCGUUAAGUGUUCGGCAUGUGAAUGCAGAAGAUUGUAUUUCACUGAUGUGUUUCCAAGAUAAAUUCAAGUUAUGGACUUCAGCUGUCUCAGGAAUGACUACUGUCAAUUCCCACAGUUCAUCCGAUAAUCCAGAAUAUUAUACUUCAGCACCAAGACGUAUCUCAAGAACUUACACUUCUGGAGGCUUUGGAAUGACUACUUUCAGUAUUUCGUCUGAAGAUCAAGAAUGGAAACCAUGUGUUGAUUCAUGGUUACCAACUCAAGUGUUUCAAAGAGACCUAUUGGAUUGUAGGUCAUGCUCCAUGAGCUCUGUUUGUGCCCAAAUUGAAAUCCCAGAGUGGUUCAGCAAUAUAGUUAAUGGCGAUUCCAUAGCAAUCCCAAUACCUCCAAAUUUGAAAGAUAAUAAGAAGUGGAUGGGGGUUGCUGCUGUUUUCUUAGUCAAGGGACAGCCUUCUGUUUCCAAUAGUGAGUCAGAUACAGAAACUUCUGAUUACUUGUACAGAUUCACAUUGGGAACUCAUGAGUUUCGACUGGAACCAUAUCUUCUUGACUGGAAGGAAAGUUGCACCCUCGUCAGAUCUAGUUCUGAUGAUUUUCUUUGUUUUUUCUAUGAAUCUCAUAUGCGCUUUCCAAAGACGUUAAAUGAAUCAAGGUCAAUAUGGGCAUUAUUGGAAGCCAUUAACUCGUGCAUGGAGGUCCAGAAAUGUGGGAUACGUCUUGUUUACAAGCAAGAUGUUGCAGGGUUUAUCCAGACAUUCAUGAUGUGUUUUGGUGGAGGCCAACAUGAAAUGAAUCUGCAGGAAGUUGAUAAAGCUACAUUUGAGUCUGGAUGGUUUAAUCUAGACAAUAAGUACAUUUUCAGAUGAUGUAUGUAUGUAUUUGUGAUUGCAGGGAUUUUCUCAUCAUCUCGCGUGUGGACUCCUAAGGGCAGAUUUUUACAUGGACUUGUAUGUACUUAUGAAGAAAAUACCUUAUUGUCAUCAAAUUUGGGGUUUUACAUACCACGGGCACAGUUUUUAGAGCGUUUCAUGCUCUCAAAUUCUAGUAGCAUGAGCUGCAUUUUGUUUCAAACCGAUAAACCUGGCGCAGAGGUUCAAUAUGUGCAUUGCACAUUUUGUAUCAACAAGAUCGAUUGGGGUUUUUCCGGACAAUUACCCACUGCAUAUUACGUGGCUCUGAUAGAAUCCUUGAAACUUAUAAUCCAUUGGUAUCAGGUGUUCAGAUAAAUUUGAUGAGAUUGCAAAGUCCUGCAGUUGAUGUAGAGGCAAUAGUCUCAUGUCAACUAACUGCAGAGAUUGGUGUGUGUGGAUCCUUUUGUAUGUAGCUUCCUUUGGACCAAAGUACCCAAGUGGUUCGUUCUUCUGAGUAAGGCAACUCUGAAAAUGUUCAACACUGCCUCAGACUUUGCUCGGUGAUAGUAACUGUAUGGGCUUUCACCACUCCACAAACAUCCAAACAUCAAUUCUUGAGAAUUUUGACACUCCCAAUUCAUUGUUUCUCUUGACAUUUUUCUGUAAUAUGGUGUUCGGCUGCAGAAGAUGGUAAUCAAAUGAUAAAGAGUACAAGGCAUCAUGAAAGAUUGAUUCAUAAGGCUUACUGAUCAUGUCUGAUGCUCAAGGGCACGGGAUUGUAACUUGUAAGUAGCCUUAUAUCUUUCUCACUAGAUCAAUUUUGUUAUUUUUGGGCUACUUCCUUUUGCUGCUAGUAAUUACUGUGGCAUUCUAGAUGGAUAAAGCGAUAUGAUGUAUAUAACUUUUUCACGUAGCAUUACAUUAUUGAUCCAGAAUACCGUUGUGACGUAGGAGAUUUAGCCAACUUACCACACCAUCAAGCCUCAAGUUUUUCUUGGAACUCACAAACAGACCAGCUAAAGCUUUUUAUUUUGACAUCACAUGCAAUAUGCAUUACUUUACUGAAUAAUCUGCACAGUAAAUCGUUUUAAUUAUAUAAUUAGGAACAUAACCAUGUAAAGGAUUCCGUUGGAUUUGGCUUGGUUUACACCUCACACUAAGUACAUAACCAAAUCAAAUCAAUCUGUUCAGGCCUUGUUUGUUUGUUUGUUGUCUACUCUCGAGAUUCAAUAAAGUUUGCUUCAUAGCUUCUCCGUCUUCUACCUUCACUUGGACAAACCUUGCAAGUUGGCAUUUAUAUUUUUCUUCAACAUCUAGUGGGGUUGUCUAAGCCAAGUCAAUAAGUCAAUACUAAACAGCAAACGUGCUCAGUGAUUGAUUGUGUUCGGCUAAUUUCCUUCUUGAGAAAUUAAGAAAAUACUGUAUUUAUCUACAUACUAUAUGGAAAAGGAACUUCGCACAACGAAUUGAAGAUAACAUCUUAUCAUUGAAAAUGGAGAGAUUUUGUGAAUAAAGCUUUUAUUCUUCCGUAAAACUAGUUAGCGAUAUGAUGAGGAGCUCAACUCCUUGUAAGCUCAUGCAAAGUUCCUUCUUCCAACAAUGUGGAUUUUAUUCUCAGCACCCCAUUAUGUGACAAAUUUUUAAGCCAAACAUGUAUACAACAUCAAAUAGAGUGAUGUGGAGCACGUAUAGUUGUUGAACUUCACGCGCUGCUCUAGAAAUCAAUAGGGGUCAUCGUCAUCAUCAUUGUGGCAUCCUCGUUCGACGCCAGCACCACCACGUGCUCCACCUCCGUCACCAUGCCUAGGCCCCACCGCAAGCACCGCCAGAGCCAAAUCAAGAGAAGAUUCAAGAUUCAGAUCCGAAACCAAAUCCCAAAAGGCCGCAACAAAUAGAUAAGGAUCCACUAACGGUUCAUAAUCCGGUUCAGAAGCCAGAAUCUCUCUCUCCGUCCUUCCUUUCUCCACCAUGGCCAACCAAAAACCAAGAGUUGGGCUCUCAAACUUUUCGAGGCCGCGACUAUUCUGGAUGCUACAUCUAAAAGGGCUACCAUGGGCUAUAGCCUUGGUAGUUUUCAGUGAAAAAAUAAAAUUUUACACAUAAUUUUCAUUGAUUUCCGGUAGUUUACCAUAUAUUUAGUCAUUAAUUCUACUUCUUUCAGUUUAAUUAUAAAAAUAUAUAAUACAGUUACAAACCAUCUCUAUUUCUUACCUCCUUUCUCAUCGCUUCUUGUACAUAUAUGUUUCAAGUUUGAAUUUGUUUGAAUUUUAACACAUAUUUAUUUAAUAACGAAAAAUUUUUGGCUCAUCUUAUACAAAGUGUGAAAAAUACAAUACCGGUUUUUUUUGUUUACAAGAUUUAAAUCUUUAAGUUAGCCCAUCCCGUGGAAAAUCGCCAUUAGCAGCUGGUAGAGCAAGAAGCGAAUGAAGUUAACAACGACAUGAACCCUGUGGCUGCAAAAGACGCAGCUCUGGCAGUGCUUGCGGCGAACCCUGUGGCUCCUGAACCGGAUCAGGAAUCGUUAGUGGAUCCUGAUCCGUUUGCUGUGAAUUUUCGGGAUUUGGAUUCGGCUCCUGAAGUGACUUAUGAAGCAGCUCUUGGCGUGAUGACGAAGGUAGAGUACGUGGAGGUGUUAGCGGCGAACGUGGAUGUCGAUGCCGAUGCAAAAAGCCAGUGGUGAACCACGUCUGCGAGUCAAUUCAGGAUUCAGAUCCGGAUCCAAGUUUCGAAAAACCGCAACAAAUGGAUCAGGAUCCUUAUAAACGGUUUUGGAACUGAUCCAGGAGCCACAAGUGCUGGCGUGCCGCCGCAAGCACCGCCAGUGCCACAUCUUUCGCAGCAAGUGUUCCAUUCAUGGCAUUGUUAGCUUUAUUCGUUGCUUGCUCUGUCGACCAUGCAACCUUUAUUGACGCAACAGCCACAACAACUGCGACCUCGAGAAGUUUGCAAGCCUACUCUGGUUUCCCGUUUCCCGUUGGCCAUGGUGGAGAAAGGAAGGACGACAAGAGAGGGAGGACAUGGCUCCUGAACCGAAUGCUGAAUUGUAUGUGCAUCCUUAUCUAUUUGUUGAGGCUUUCGGGAUUUGGAUCCGGAUCUAGAUCCUAAAUCGGCUCCUAAUCCGGCUCCGGCAGUGCUUGCUGUUGGGCUGGGCGUGGUGACGGAGGUGGAGCACAUGAUGGUGCUGGCGGCAGACUCGGACGCCACAGCGGUGAUGACGAUGACCCCAUGCGGAUUCCUAGAGGGGCACGCAAAGAUCAAGACAUUAAUAUGUUUAAAAGCUCAUGCAAUAUAUUUGUUCUCUCAACUUCUUAAUUAUAAGCUUAUGCAAUAUUUGUUUUCUCGUCAAUAUGAUAUUCAUUCUUAACAUUUUUAGAAGAACA